This is a messenger RNA of Zophobas morio, 1903 nucleotides long. Its product is annotated as glycine--tRNA ligase-like. Lineage: Eukaryota; Metazoa; Arthropoda; Insecta; Coleoptera; Tenebrionidae. Bases 35 to 1903 code for a protein of 622 amino acids. The transcript has 16 exons. Gene Ontology annotation, molecular function: glycine-tRNA ligase activity; ATP binding. The record is from RefSeq and is a predicted model, not a curated record. Gene Ontology annotation, cellular component: mitochondrion; cytoplasm. Gene Ontology annotation, biological process: mitochondrial glycyl-tRNA aminoacylation.
GUACUUUGAAAAAGUUGGUCGUAACGCAUCUAAAAUGACUUCCUUGUCUAAAUUUGAUAAAAAACUUUUUGAAAAAACGAUGAAGACCCGUUUUUUCUUUGGACCUUCUUUUCAUAUAUACGGCGGAGGUAUGUCUGGUUUCUACGAUUUUGGGCCUCUAGGUUGUGCUCUAAAAACUAACUUACUUGCUCUAUGGAGAUCUCAUUUUAUACUGGAGGAGAACAUGAUGGAAGUGGAUUGCCCCAUGCUCACACCAGCUCCAGUUUUAAAAGCUUCUGGCCACGUCGAUAAGUUCAGUGACUUUAUGGUUCAGGAUGGACUCACUAAAGAAUAUUUCCGGGCGGAUCACCUAUUAGCCAAUAAGAUAAGCUCGCUUCUGAAUAACAAAAAAAAUAGCGAAGCUCAAAAGAUGGCGUUGGAAAAGUCGCUUGCUUUGGUUGACGCCUGGUCCAACGAUCCAGUUCUGCUUGAAGAGAAACUUAAAGAAUAUGAAGUGAAGUCUCCCGAAACAGGAAACGACUUGUCUCCUCCAAUCCCCUUCAACUUAAUGUUCCCAACUUUCAUCGGCCCAACGGGAUUAGCCAAGGGUUAUCUUCGUCCUGAAACUGCUCAAGGAAUAUUCGUAAACUUUAAGCGUUUGCUUGAGUAUAACCAAAACAAACUCCCUUUUGCUUGCGCUCAAAUCGGAACUUCCUUUCGGAAUGAAAUAAGCCCCCGUCAAGGUUUACUUCGACUGCGCGAAUUUCAGAUGGCUGAAGUCGAGCACUUUUUGCACCCAAAAGAUAAGUCGCACCCGCGGUUUGCUCAGGUGAGCCACGUGGAGCUCCACCUUCUUCCACGGGAAGCCCAGGAACUUGCCAAAGAGGCGGAGAUAAGAACGAUUGGCGAGGCCGUCCGCUCGGGUAUGAUUAACAGCGAGACUCUCGGCUACUACAUCGCGCGAACUUACUUGUUUCUACUGCGGGCGGGCAUCAAGCCGGAUAAAGUCCGGUUUCGGCAGCACUUGGCCACUGAAAUGGCCCACUACGCUUGUGACUGUUGGGAUGCUGAACUUCUUUUGGCUAGCGGCUGGAUCGAGUGCGUUGGCUGUGCUGAUCGCUCGGCUUAUGACCUCCAGAGGCACUCGGAAUUUUCCGAUCAACAGCUCAUGGCGACCGAGAGACUCGAUCAACCACUAAGGCGAGAAGUAAUGUUCGUACUACCCAACAAAGCUUUAUUGGGUCCUCUUCUCGGGAAGCGCAUGACUGCUGUACAGAAAUGCCUCGAUGAACUUACAGUUGAAAGUAAGAUGGCCAUGCAGCGGCAGCUUGUGGAACAGGGCACGUUCGUUUUGAGCGUUGCUGGCGAGGAGCUCGAACUUAGGCCCGAAAUGGUUUCUUUCAAAACCGAAGAGCAGAACGUUUAUGACGAGCACUUUACGCCACAUGUCAUCGAACCAUCCUUCGGGAUCAGCCGACUCGUUUAUGCGAUUCUCGAGCAAAACUUUUAUCUGCGUGACGGGGAUGAACCACGUGCUGUUUUAUCGUUUCCUCCCGUUAUUGCUCCCGUGGCUGUGACCAUUUUCCCGCUACUGAAUAACAAAGGGUUCGUAGUUUUCAUAGAGAAACUUUCUAAAGAAUUUAGGCAGGCUGAAGUGUUAUUCAAGGUUGACGACAGUAAUGUGAAUAUUGGCCGCCGCUACGUCCGGGCAGACGAAACUGGUUGCGCCUUUGGCUGCACUAUAGACUUCGACACCCUCAAAGACGAUACUGUCACGCUUCGCGAACGGGAUUCGAUGGGACAGGCGCGUCUUCCCAUCUCUGACGUCGCUGCAGUCGUAAAGGCGCUGGUCCAGCAAAAAUGCACUUGGGAACAACUGAUUAAGAAAUACGGACUUUUUGUGUUUGCAGGCGAUAGCAGAUAG